Fraxinus pennsylvanica is the source of this 2094-nucleotide messenger RNA. NCBI's taxonomy places the organism in Eukaryota, Viridiplantae, Streptophyta, Magnoliopsida, Lamiales, Oleaceae. The record is from the annotation of a GenBank genome assembly.
AUGAGGAAGCGAGACUUAGCGAUUUUGAUGCUCUCCGCUUUCGCCAUUUUCUUCUCUCUUCAGCACGAGGGUGAUUUUUCAUUCAAAGAGGCGUGGUUCCAUCUCUCUGAUGAGUAUCCGAUCAAGUACGAGGCCGAGCGUCUCCCGCCACCAAUCGUGGCCGAUCUAAACGGCGAUGGGAAGAAGGAGGUUCUCGUGGCCACCCACGAUGCCAAAAUUCAGGUUUUGGAGCCUCAUUCAAGGCGUGUGGACGAAAGUUUCAGUGAAACACGUGUGCUGGCAGAGGUGUCACUCUUGCCAGACAAACUCCGUAUAGCCACAGGGAGACGUGCUGUUGCAAUGGCUACUGGAGUUACUGACCGUAAUUACAAUAAAAGGGAACCACGAAAGCAGGUGCUAGUAGUUGUUACAUCAGGCUGGUCUGUGAUGUGUUUUGAUCACAACCUUAAGAAGCUGUGGGAUGUGAAUUUGCAGAAAGAUUUUCCCCAUAAUGCUCAUCACCAGGAGAUAGCCAUCUCAAUCAGCAAUUAUACAUUAAGGCAUGGAGAUUCUGGCUUGGUUAUCGUUGGCGGGAGAAUGGAGAUGCAGCCUCACAUUCACGUGGAUCCUUUUGAGGAGAUUGAGAUGGGAGAGAAAAAUGCUGAGGAGCAUAGAAGAAGUGCUAGUGAGAAGGAUGUGUCAGAAAAUGCAGAAACUGUAGAUUUACGCCAUUUUGCCUUUUAUGCAUUUGCGGGUCGAAGUGGCGAACUUCGCUGGAGCAGAAAGAAUGAGAAUAUUGAAGUUCAGUCAUCGGAGGCAUCUCAAUUGAUUCCUCAACACAAUUACAAGCUUGAUGUUCAUGCACUAAACAGCCGUCAUCCUGGAGAGUUUGAAUGCAGGGAAUUUAGAGAAUCCAUCCUUGGAGUCUUGCCGCACCAUUGGGAUCUCCGGGAAGACACUUUGCUAAGGUUAGCACACUUCAGGCGGCACAAAAGGAAAACGCUGAAGAAAACACCUGGCAAGACCACCACCAACUACCCUUUCCACAAGCCCGAGGAAAAGCAUUCUCCCGGCAAGGAUGUAACAAAAAAAGUUUCAAAUGUGAUUGAGAAGGCAGUUAAUAUAGCUAAAUCAGCAAAGACCAAGAAGCAUUCGGCUUAUAUACCCACCAUCACAAAUUACACUAAGCUCUGGUGGAUACCCAAUGUUAUUGUUGCUCAUCAAAAGGAAGGAAUUGAGGCUGUUCAUUUAGCAUCUGGCCGCACCCUAUGUAAGCUUCAUCUUCAAGAAGGUGGCCUUCAUGCUGAUAUCAACGGAGAUGGUGUCUUAGAUCAUGUCCAGGUGGUUGGAGGAAAUGGUGCUGAGCAGACUGUAGUAAGUGGAUCGAUGGAAGUGCUGCGUCCCUGUUGGGCAAUUGCAACAUCAGGCGUGCCAGUUCGAGAACAGCUUUUUAAUGCUUCUAUCUGUCAUCACGCUCCUUUUAACUUAUUCCAACAUGGAGAAUUUUCCAGAAGCUUUGGUCGACAGACAGAUGUGAAUUCCUUGGAGGUUGCAGCACCCAUUUUCAUCCGAAGAAAUGGCGGUCUUAGGCAUCGUGAGGAACACAAUGGUGAUGUUGUCUUUUUAACAAAUCGCGGCGAGGUGACAUCGUACUCUCCUGGAUUUAGUGGACAUGACGCGGUCUGGAAUUGGCAGCUUUUGACAGGCGCUACGUGGUCAAACUUUCCGUCUCCAUCUCGGAUGACGGAAGCCGUUGUGGUCCCCACCCUGAAGCCGUUCCCAUUACGUGUACAUGAUAAUCAAGAACUGAUUCUUGUGGCCGGAGAUCAAGAAGCCGUUGUGUUAUCUCCUGGAGGAAGUCUAUUGACAUCUGUUGAUCUUCCCUCACAUCCUACUCACGCCUUAGUGUGUGAGGAUUUCUCAAAUGAUGGGCUCACGGACCUCAUUCUCGUGACUUCUAAUGGUGUAUACGGCUUUGUUCAGACUAGGCAACCGGGUGCCCUAUUUUUCAGCACGCUCGUGGGUUGCCUAAUAAUUGUGAUGGGAGUGCUCUUUGUCUCCCAAUACUUAAAUUCUAACAAGGGGAAGCCUCGAGCAUCAUCGGCUCAACUUUAA